Vitrella brassicaformis is the source of this 926-nucleotide messenger RNA. The record is from the annotation of a GenBank genome assembly. Lineage: Eukaryota; Vitrellaceae.
GUCAGUCAGUCCUCCAUGACAUGGCUGCUCUGCCUCCUCUUGCCCCUGCCCGGGGGCGCCACUCGUGCUGGAUCGACGUAAGGGGUCAGAUGGAGGAUAAAUUCCAUGUAGUCGAUGCCGUGCUCAGUCGCCAGACGAUCGUACUCCCUGACAGGCAAGGCAGCCAUCAAACAGACAGACAGACGUGAGUGAGUUCAGAGGAAGGGCGGCUUCUGUGUCUGGUAAGUACAUGGUGGCCACGUUCUCUUUGAUGCCAAACUGCCUGCACACCUGCACCAUUUCGUCACGCGUCAACAGACCUGCACUCAUCAAUCCAUUAGCCACACACACGUCUAGACAAGGGGGAGCCUAAGAGCCAGCGAGCCCUCCCUCUUUUUUCAGACAGUCACUGACCUUCAUAUUUUUUUGCGUGUGCCUUGAAUGCCUCCUUGACUGCACACCAGAAUCGCGGCUCGAAGACGGCUGCUGGGUCGACACGUGAGGCCUCCUCCUUGCCCAACAAGAAGGUCCUCCUUCUCUUCGCGUCAAGCUGAUAGAUGGAACAGGUAAGGACAAAGAGACCAGGCUAUCUCAACCAGUGCUUUCUUUGCGUUUGUGUGCCUGUGUUGGUUGAAUGUAGGGGCCUGGAGGUGAAAUGAGAACAGAGGGAAGGUCUGGCCGCACGACUUCAUCGCUUGUCUUCCCUACCGAACAUGGUCAUGAAUUCGACAUAAUCGAUGGUGCCGCUCCUGUCGUCGUCCAUGGCAUCAAAGAGAAUGUCAGCGGCUGACUCGGGCAAGCUGAAGAAGCGAAAGAAGGCCCGCCCCUCGUCCUGGCUGAGCAUCCCAUCCUGCGAGCGGACAACAAAAAGACAAGAGUCAAGACACCGCGAGUAAAUCACACCAUCCUUUCUUACAUGGUCCUUGUCGACAGUACGAAACAUCUCC